Messenger RNA from Terrapene triunguis (Three-toed box turtle), 336 nucleotides. RefSeq names its product 60S acidic ribosomal protein P0-like. The annotation marks the transcript as partial. The transcript has 4 exons. NCBI's taxonomy places the organism in Eukaryota, Metazoa, Chordata, Testudines, Emydidae. Gene Ontology annotation, biological process: cytoplasmic translation; ribosomal large subunit assembly. The record is from RefSeq and is a predicted model, not a curated record. Gene Ontology annotation, molecular function: structural constituent of ribosome; large ribosomal subunit rRNA binding. Gene Ontology annotation, cellular component: cytosolic large ribosomal subunit.
AUGGGGUUCGGUUCGGACCGCUCAUUAAUUUCGAGGAAAACACCGCGGACACGCACCCUGACAACAAGCGAUCAACUCCUGGAUGAUUAUCCAAAAUGCUUCAUCGUGGGAGCAGACAAUGUAGGAUCCAAACAGAUGCAGCAGAUUCGCAUGUCCCUGUGUGGGAAAGCUGUCGUGCUGAUGGGGAAGAACACCAUGGUGCGCAAGGCUAUCCGUGGUCAUCUGGAGAAUAACGCUGCUUUGGAAAAGCUGUUGCCUCAUAUCCAUGGGAAUGUGGGCUUUGUGUUCACCAAGAAGGAUCUGACUGAGAUCAGGGACAUGCUGUUGGCUAACAAG